AUGGGUAUUGAGACUCUAACACGAACAACGGGGCUGGUCAAGAUACCUCCACCAAUCGUCAGACGCAUCAAACCUACUCCAUUCGUGAAAAAAUUCCACUACUACAGGACAAACCAGGUAGUGAAGAGCAGACUUGCAAUCCUCCAAGUCCCCGACGCAAUCAGCUCAGCGUUUAACUUGAUUGCAAGGAUCGCCGUGGAGCCUAUUGUAGCGCACUACAUCCAAGAGGCGGACUUUGUAAAGGAUGGUGAAUUAUCAAAGGGCAAACCGCAUGAUUUUGUGACUAGGGGUUCUCAUGAUGGAGCUAUGAUGCGACUGCUUGCCAGUUCUCCUUAUUUGAAACAAGCAGGUUUGGACUGGAAGGAAUACUGGGCUGUAAUGCAAGAAGACCUUGACGCUGGCCGUUAUUCACAAUAUGCUGCGGCGUUUGUUUUGAGUCUGCUUCCGAAUAUCAAGGUUCUCGGUCUGCCGAAGUGGUGGAUGCCACAAGCUGCGUCUGAUAAACUUAUCGAGACCGUGAUUUGCAAAGCUCGAAAAAAUCCUACUUGCAGCAGCAGCACCGGCCUUGUUCAACUCACGAACUUGAUAGGCCAUGGCUGUGCAGACGGCAGAUUCAAUCUAGACUGGGAAUCUUGCUUUCUGACCUUGCCACAUAUUCGAUAUUUCGGAGCAACAUGGUGUAAAGGAGGCAGCGAAAGAAGAAGAAGUUCUGCACAAAAAUACGAGGCCCUUGAAUUGGUUUGUUUUGUUAAUGCUUCGAUUGAUUCGAUCGAAAUAGCGAGUUUUCUUCAGAACACUCCGCGUCUCACGACGUUCAAGUUUUGGCAUUCAGCGGGAAAUAUUGAUCCCACGCAAGGCUGGGGUCUUUGCCAAUUCGUCAUGGCAAUUGGACACCAUGUCGGAGACCACCUCGUGGAGCUUUCCAUCCUCCUCGACGAUGACCCUCAUACUACUAUCAGUCCUGGGAGGGCAUCAUUAGGUGGUUUCAAAAGGCUAGAAACAUUCCAGCUUCCCCUCGAAAUUGUAUCAUGCAAUCUCAUAGCUACUGCUACUGCUACUGCUUCGGAUGUCUUCGAAUUACUGACUCGGGAUCUUAUACCGGCGUCGGUCACACAUCUUUCGUUGGUGUCAUGUGGGACGGAUAAAGAGGCAAAGGCUCUGGCGGCCAUCUUUCAUGAUUUCCCCGCUGUGAAGGCUCAGACACCGUCUCUCAGAGAGAUCCGCCUGACAUUGCCUGCAGAGGCAACUGGACUGUAUGGGGAUCACUUUGACAAGGUUUCUGCGGAGAUCGAAAUGGCGGGCGUCGUAUUUAGGGAGGAACAGAGAAUUCAAGCAGUUGCCUGGGACGACGAGGAGGACUAG
This is a messenger RNA of Penicillium subrubescens, 1362 nucleotides long. RefSeq names its product F-box domain protein. Bases 1 to 1362 code for a protein of 453 amino acids. NCBI's taxonomy places the organism in Eukaryota, Fungi, Ascomycota, Eurotiomycetes, Eurotiales, Aspergillaceae. The transcript is spliced from 3 exons. The record is from RefSeq and is a predicted model, not a curated record.